Molecule: messenger RNA, 5003 nt
Organism: Cyclopterus lumpus (lumpfish)
Lineage: Eukaryota; Metazoa; Chordata; Actinopteri; Perciformes; Cyclopteridae
Gene: sema7a
Product: semaphorin 7A
Exons: 12
Coding region: 1981-3561 (526 amino acids)
Biological process (GO): regulation of inflammatory response; integrin-mediated signaling pathway; positive regulation of ERK1 and ERK2 cascade
Molecular function (GO): integrin binding; chemorepellent activity; semaphorin receptor binding
Source: RefSeq, a predicted model, not a curated record
UUCAUAAAAUUCAUGAUUAGUUUAAUCUAUUACUGUAUCUGUAUUUAAAGGCGUAUUUCAUCAUAUCACGUUCACCGGAAGUGUGGUAUUAUUUUGAAGUCAAUUUGUACAGCUCGUACCGUAAUGCCUAGUAUAUACGUGUCGUGAAAAAAACCGUGCGGGCUGACUUGACUGUGUUUUUCGAAGUGGAGGCCGGCUUGACCGCAGUGUUUCACUGACCCCGCCCACCACCAUGUCACACAGGGUGCUCAGCUUCGGGAUUGUGCUCUUGGCCAUCGGGGAGCGCGCAGAGCAGAGAGGAUACAUCAGAGGUUAUUAGCUUCAACUCCUCGCUGGCCGAGAAGGCACCUGUCUGCUCUUUUUCCAGGUCGUCAGUGCGCCAACAGACUGAGGGAUUGAGGACGGUUCAUACAGAAAUAAGUGUGUUCGCCGUAUAAUGCGCAAAAUGUUGGGAUUUGUUUUCAUUUGGUUUGCCGGGGAUCUUCAACUCGUCCUAAAUACACCGACUCUUGGAUCUAAAAAUAAUCCCAGACUUUUGAGAAAAGGUAUAACGUUCACUUGCCACUUUUUCAUACGACUGCAAUGUUACAGAUGUAUUCAGAAAAAAUCAUUGUCUCAAAUCAGUGUAGAUGGUUAGAAGAGUCAGAUACAGAGUUAAUCCUCAAAUCCUUCUUAAACCCACUAAGAGUAAGAUUUAGUUCAAUUUAGAUCACCCAACUUUACUCUCCAAAGGGAAUAUAACCAGAUCAGAGGAGAGUAGGUACAACGUUUGAUGUCAGUGCACAAUGAUAUAGUCAUUUAUAUGAGUCUGAACCUUCACAUCCCUCCAUGUCAUAGUCUAUAAGUAAGAUAUGAUAAUGUGAUGCAUUACUCCCUCAGAUGUAAACAGUGGUGGAUUUGAAUACCAAGUCUGCCAGAAUCACAGCGUGUUCUUCUGUGACUCUGAGCAGAUAUAUGUCGGAGGGACAGAUUUUGUGCUGAAACUUGAUGUGGAUGACUAUCAUGUUAUAGAGGUGGGUGUUUCUGAACUUACAUUUUUAAAUGGAUCUUUGUCUUUUGUUUAUUUAAUCACCUGCAGUACAUUUACUUCCUGUAUACUCUUUUAAUAUAAUAUGUAUCUGCUCCCAGCUUGGUCUUGGUGUGUGUGGUUAAUGACGGUGAAGUUGGUGCGUGAUGCAGCAGCUGAGGACAUAAUUAAACGCUUUAGCAGAUGGUUGUCACACACCCAUUGUUACAGGAGUCUGUCUGGCAGCGCCCACUGACAGAUGUGGCCUUUCAAAGCCAGCUCUAACAUGCAGCUUUAAGUCAGAAGGAGCUGCUGAUGGAUGACACAAACAGACGCUGAUGACUUAUAAAAGUUUAUGUUAUAAUCCAGAAAAGUCAGAUAACAAGUCUGUUAAUUAUUCAGUAAGAAUUAAUUAAUAAUGGGCUGAUGGUUGUUGAAUGUCUUCCAGAAAACUAAAGCAGAAGUGAUUUGUUUCUGACCAUGAGACAGAUACAGUAUAGCUUCAUUUUACGCUAACGUAUCUUUGCCAGAAGCAGCCGAAGCUACUGAGGAAGUAAACAUUAGUUUGAUUGAUUUUUGCUAUACAUAAAGAAAAACGAACAUGUGUUUCAGAUUUUUUAGUUUUUUUACCCAUCAUCCAGCAAUUUAAAACAUGUCAUCUCCCCAAAUAUUUGUGCAACUUUCAUGCUUUAACAAUAAGUACACGAUACAGGGAUGUUGGAAAUGCCAUUUUUCUCUUCAUAAUGUCUCAUUCAAAACAAUCCUCAAGUGAAAACGUUGGGAAUUUGUCCAUCAAUGUCUCCCUGACAGAAAUUUCCUUUGAAAAUCCCGGAGGAACAACAGUGCCAAGAGGGCCGAUGUGAAAAUGUCAUCACUGUGAUCGAGCAGUUUCAGGACAGCCUGUUUGUCUGCGGAACAAAUGGACACAAACCGCAGUGUUGGAAGCUUGUGAGUGUUUGCAUGAAUCACUCAAUAUGUUCCAGUUUUCUUCAGUGAACAACCAGUCUCAUAAAAUAGAGGAGAGUUAUGAGGGGACAGGCAUCUCUCCAUUUGUUUACACACACAACUCGGUCUCCCUCACAGCAGAGGGGGAUCUAUAUUCGGCGGCGCCUUUGGAUACUGAUGGAGGUUCAUUACAAUUCAGAAGGAAAGCUGGCAAUAGAACUAAUGUCUGGAUGUAUGACAGCUGGGUCUCAGAGCCCACGUUCAUCUCUGUUUCCUGGGUGAAGCGGAGGGAAGACCCCGACAACGAGAAGAUCUACAUCUUUUUCCGUGAAAAGAACUCCGAUCAGAAUCCGGAGGCUGACCCCUGGAUAUCGAGGGUUGCCAGAGUGUGUAAGGUAGAUGAAGGUGGAUCAAAACGAUUCUUCCAGAACAUGUGGACAUCUUUCCUCAAGGCCCGGCUUGUCUGUGGGUUUCCGGAAGAGUCGCUCUAUUUCAACCGUCUCCAAGACAUUUAUGUGAUGCAUGCUGAGGACUGGAAAGACACCCGGGUUUAUGCUCUUUUCACGCUUUUCACAAGCAGCUGGAACUCCACAGCAGUGUGCAUCUAUUCAAUAGGAAUGAUUGAGGAAUUAUUUGAGAACUCGACUUUCAAGGGCUACAACAAAGACGUCCCAAAACCAAGGCCAGGAACGUGUGUAAAAAACAGCAGGACCCUGCCACUGGCCACUGUCAAUAUGGUCAAGGAUUACCCAGAAAUGACUGACUGGGUUCACUCCAUGCAUUAUAGAGCUCCAUUUUAUAUAAGCAGCAACAACUACACCAAGCUAGUUGUGGACCGCGUCCAGGCAGCAGACCAGCACAUGUAUAACGUUCUGCUUCUGGCUACUGAUUCUGGGACAAUCCAUAAAGUGUUGGAGUCGAGGUCAAAACCUUUCAUCAUCUCUGAAACACAACUCUCCAGCCGUUCAACCAUCAAAUCAAUGAAGCUUGUAUCCACAAAGAAAAAGUUAGUGGUUGGCUUUCCAGAGAAAGUUUCGAUCAUGGACCUCCAGAGGUGUCAUGAGUACAACAAGUCCUGUGCAGAUUGUGUCCUGGCCCGGGACCCGUACUGUGCCUGGGCAACAUUGGGAUGCACUCCAACUUUCCUUGGCGGCAUUCAAAAUAUCAUUGAUGGGAACACAAGUCAAUGUCCAUCAGUAGAAGAAGAAAAACUCGUAAACCGGACCAAACGGGAGACAGCUUCACCAUCACCAGAGGAUUUGUGGACAGUCCACUCGGUCCCCCCGACUGUCCCUUUCUAUCUGUCAUGCCCUAUAGACUCCUACCAUGCUGUCUACACCUGGGAGCAUGAAGACCAGAGCAGCCCUUGUCUCCAAAUGCAGUCUAACUGCCUGCACCUCAUCCCGGCCAUGGCACACGAGAACUAUGGCGGCUACGAGUGUGUUUCCAAAGAGAAAGACUACAGAAAAGUGGUGAAAUCGUAUCAUCUUACAGAGCAAAUUAUUCAAGAUACAAAUGAAAACACUGAGAGGAUGAAUUAUGCAUCAGCUGCCAUGCCACAGAAGGCAUGGAUCACCCUUGGACUUGCUGUGUUGGGGAUUUUCAGUUAGGAUUUGCAAAAAUGACUAUUUAAACUUCACACUCCCUUGCUUUUGAUAAUCGUUUGAGUUGGUCCAGUAGUCGUGUAUGAAAAUGUGGCAUAAACAUCCUCAGGCCCUUUGUCCUAGUCAUUACUCUCAGGCCAGGACACAGGCAGCAUUAGAGGAAAUCCACCAAAGCUGGCAACAAAUAGCAGAUAUACAAACCGUUUUCGUGCAAGCGGACAUGUAGUUAGGUCUCAAGUCUACAGGAACAUGCUGUAGCCACGUUUAUUUUCCAAAGAGAAGCCAGAACCGUGUCAGGUUGUGUGAUGGAGGGAGAACGCAGCACAACCGGUCAGCAGCAGACAGAGCACAGCUCGAAUGACCUGAGGGGCCCUCAAUGUGCCUCAUCAUGUUCGUUUGGAUCAGCUGAUGAUCAGUCUAUUACCUCGACAUCCUUCAUGAACUACUGCUAUGUUUCAUUGACUGAGUACUUUGUUCAUUUUCUUUUGUCUAAGACAAGGAAAAAAGGGAAGCUGUAAAAAGUAAUCUGAAGGAAUUCCUUUUAAAAAGAGUUUUGUCCAAACUAAAGCACACCUUUAAGGAGUAGUGAUCAUGAGAGCCUCAUACAGCCUGUGCACAGUGUGUGCACGUUGAGGAAAGCUCUUUGAUCUAUUUGAGGGCAAAACGUUUCUUUUAAGUUCCUGUAUGAAUUCCCUCUGCUGCGGAAGGGUGGAGUCUCCGGGGACCCUCUCUGAAUUUCCCUGUUUUGUUCAGCGAGUGAACAAAACAUGUUUUUCAGCCGAGCAGACAAGGCCUGCCUUAUAAAGAAAGUGGUACCGUGUUACAUUUACUAAUGCAUUUUUGGUAUGCAUUUUUUUGAUUUUGCAUCGACGUCCAAAAUUACAUCAAUAUUAGUUGCAGUGUGAGCAAUGAACAUAUUAGUCCCACAGGCCACUUGACCUAGAACAGAUUUGAGAAGGUUGAAGAUGAUUUUGUCUCUACAGAGUGUGCACAUAUCUUAUUAUUUAUUGUUUUGGUGUUUUGGUACAAUCUUUUGUCCUUCACACUGGAGUGUUUUAUACGUGCAAGCAAUAUGUGUCCUUAUAAUUUCAGAAAUAGUAUAUUUUUGCAUAAUAUUAGUUUGAAAGGGCUACCUGAAGAAUGUAAGUGAUUAUUAUUAAUUUCCUGCUCAUUGAAAUAAUAAAAGGGUGUUCACAAGGAGUUGUAUAGCCAUCGCUCUCUUAGAUCCACUCAUAAGUGGUUUUAAGAGAAUGGUUUAUACGUCAUGCCAUCAUCAGACUUGACACACAAUAAACCACUUGCAGCCUGAUCAGAGUAACAACAACCAAGGAUCUUCAGCUUAAGCUUAUUCCUGGACCCACAAUCUCAGCGAAUGGUCUCAGCCCUGCUAAUGACAUCAAUCGUGCGAGUACAUCUUGUUUAGGAAAAUAAAUCACAAUUACACUUCA